Acipenser ruthenus (sterlet) is the source of this 2176-nucleotide messenger RNA. RefSeq names its product serine-aspartate repeat-containing protein F-like. NCBI's taxonomy places the organism in Eukaryota, Metazoa, Chordata, Actinopteri, Acipenseriformes, Acipenseridae. The record is from RefSeq and is a predicted model, not a curated record. Gene Ontology annotation, molecular function: calcium ion binding. The coding region runs from base 280 to 1431 and encodes 383 amino acids. The transcript has 2 exons.
UCUUCUCAUUGCUUCUCGAAGUCCAUUUGGGAGCUGCUGGUGCCGCUGUGAGCGAGUCAGUGCUUCAGAGCGAGUUCGGGUCUGCUGUUAUUAUAGAUCUCUCCGUCUGAGCCGACAGGACUGCCUCUCUCUCUCUCUCUCUCUCUCUCUCUCAGGAGUCUUGGUUUGUUGGAAGGACUUUUCUGGUGUGGUUUUUUUGAAGCUGAAGAGAAAGCUUUCUGGAAAAAUCCUCUCCUCUUUCCUCUCCUCCUCUCGUUCCUCUCCUCCUCCUCUGCUGAGAUGGCCUCUCGGAAGGCCUGGCUCUUCGGGCUGCUCCUGACCCUCCUCUGCUCUCUCCAGACCCCCCUGCUGACCGGGGUUCAGGGGCAGGCCCCUCACGAGCAGGGGCAGCUGCACCAGGACGAGGGCGGGGACAGUGAUGAAGGUGGGGACAGUGAUGAAGGUGGGGACAGUGCUGGGGGUGGAGAUAAAGAUGACAGCGACGAAGACGAUGAUAAAGAUGACAGCAAAGAGGAUGAUAAAGAUGACAGCGAUGAAGACGAUGAUAAAGAUGACAGUGAUGAAGAUGAUAGCGAUGAAGAUGAUGAUAAAGAUGACAGUGAUGAAGAUGAUGAUAAAGAUGACAGUGAUGAAGAUGAUGAUAAAGAUGACAGCGAUGAAGACGAUGAUAAAGAUGACAGUGAUGAAGAUGAUAGCGAUGAAGAUGAUGAUAAAGAUGACAGCGAUGAAGACGAUGAUAAAGAUGACAGUGAUGAAGAUGAUGAUAAAGAUGACAGCGAUGAAGAUGAUGAUAAAGAUGACAGUGAUGAAGAUGAUAGCGAUGAAGAUGAUGAUAAAGAUGACAGCGAUGAAGACGAUGAUAAAGAUGACAGUGAUGAAGAUGAUGAUAAAGAUGACAGCGAUGAAGAUGAUGAUAAAGAUGACAGCGAUGAAGACGAUGAUAAAGAUGACAGCGAUGAAGACGAUGAUAAAGAUGACAGUGAUGAAGACGAUAGCGAUGAAGAUGAUGAUAAAGAUGACAGUGAUGGAGAUGAUGAUAAAGAUGACAGUGAUGAAGACGAUAGCGAUGAAGAUGAUGAUAAAGAUGACAGUGAUGAAGAUGAUGAUAAAGAUGACAGCGAUGAAGACGAUGAUGAUAAAGAUGACAGCGAUGAAGACGAUGAUAAAGAUGACAGUGAUGAAGAUGAUGAUAAAGAUGACAGUGAUGAAGAUGAUAGCGAUGAAGAUGAUGACAGCGAUGAAGACGAUGAUAGCGACCAAAUAGUCAAGAAACACGAUGGAGACAGUGAUGAAGACGAUGAUGAAGAUGAUAGCGAUGAAGACGAUGAUGACCAUGGCGAUAAAGGCAACGACAGCGAUGAAGACACCAAAGAGGCCCGCGAUGACAGCGACGAAGACGAUGAUGAAGACAGCGACGAAGAAACGGAUUGAAAAGGACUGACGUCACACUGAACGGGGACUCAAAUGACGUGGUGACGUUUUCACUACUGACGUAUUUCUGUCUUCAUCAAUAUCACAUCAAAUAUCCCAGCAUUGGGUCCUGAACUUGACGGAGCUGCUAUCUGGCGCCCUCUAGGGGAGAGCAGCGGGAUUGCAACGACCUGCUGUUCCUUAGUUAGUUUCAUGGUCAUGGUGCGAUGUCAUGACGCCUCAAUCAUACAAAAUAAGAAACGCAAGGCUGUGUGGUCCAGUGGUUAAAGAAAAUGGCUUCUAUUAUUUAUUAGCAGACGUCCUUAUCCAGGGCGACUUACAAUUAUUACAAGAUAUCACAUUAUUUUACAUACAAUUCCCCAUUUACACAGUUGGGUUUUUACUGGAGCAAUCUAGGUAAAGUACCUUGCUCAAGGGUACAGCAGCAGUGUCCCCCACCUGGGAUUGAACCCACGACCCUCCGGUCAAGAGUCCAGAGCCCUAACCACUACUCCACACUGCUGCCCUUAGAGGUCCCCGGUUCAAAUCCCACCUCAGCCACUGACUCACUGUGUGACCCUGAGCAAGUCACUUCACCUCCUUGUGCUCCGUCUUUCGGGUGAGACGUAGUUGUAAGUGACUCUGCAGCUGAUGCAUAGUUCACACUCCCUAGUCUCUGUAAGUUGCCUUGGAUAAAAGUGUCUGCUAAAUAAACUAAUAAUAAUAAUCAAAAAAAUAAAUUUUCUGUUCCUCAAAAAAACCCAAA